AUGGCGUCCAAUACCCAGUCUAAGAUCGUACAGAAAAUGAACUCUCUCCGCAUUGAGGCGGAUGAGAACGCUGCCAAAGCCGAAGAGUCAAAGAAGCGAGUCAAGGAGCUCGAGCAAGACAAUCUCCAAAAAGAGCAAGAGAUCACCUCGUUGAACCACCGCAACCAGCUGCUCGAGGCCGAGGUCGAGAAACUCGAGACUGGCAUUAAGGAAGCCAAAGCUGCCGCUAGCGAUGCCUCUCAGCAUGGCCAACAGAACGAGGCUCUUACAAGACGGCUGCAGCUACUCGAGGAAGAGGCCGAGUCCGCCGACAAGACCCUUCGUGAGACCAAUGAGAAACUCCGCCAAACCGAUGUCAAAGCUGGUCACUACGAGCGCAAGGUUCAGGCUGCCGAGCAGGCCCGCGACGAGUGGGAGGCCAAGUACGAGGAGAUGGCCAAGAAACACGCCGAUCUUCAGAAGGAGUUGCAGGAGCUUGAGCAGUCCAUGGGUAAUAUCUAG
Cyphellophora europaea CBS 101466 is the source of this 501-nucleotide messenger RNA. RefSeq lists its product as uncharacterized. The transcript is spliced from 2 exons. Gene Ontology annotation, cellular component: actin filament; actomyosin contractile ring. The record is from RefSeq and is a predicted model, not a curated record. Gene Ontology annotation, biological process: mitotic cytokinesis; actin filament organization. Bases 1 to 501 code for a protein of 166 amino acids. Gene Ontology annotation, molecular function: actin filament binding. Lineage: Eukaryota; Fungi; Ascomycota; Eurotiomycetes; Chaetothyriales; Cyphellophoraceae.